UGGACUAUUUUGUUGUUGACAGUACUUUUGAUUCCUUUGGAUGACUCUGUACGCAAGUUGUUGUGGAAAAAGAGUAGAGUAGAGUAGAGUAUAGAGGAAGCUCCCAUGAAGCUUGGCUUCGGGAUUGUAAAUCAGGCGAGGUGAUCAAUUGGCUCCGUGAUGCAUUAUCAAAUUGCAACUCAUGAGGCUUCAAACAAACAAAAAACAAGAGAUUGUAAAGCGAAAUUAAGGCAAAUUGAAAGGACAAUAUGCAAGCCGAAGAAUGGAGCAAGAAAUCAGCAGAAGGAAUUUGAGGAUUUGAUUGCUGAGAAUAGUCAAGUUAUUCAUUCAGACUUUGAUAUCAAGGACGAACUGGGAAUGGACUCUGGUUUGGAAGGAGAUGAUGAAGAGCUGGAUGGUUUGGGACUGGAUGACUUACUGGAUGAUCUGCUGCCAAAUGAAGUGACAAUUCCAAAGAAUUCUCUGAAUGUACAUCAAAACUUAAACACCAUGGCUAAAUUUCUGAUGAAAAUUGAAGAAGAUGUUGCAAGCAAUGUCGAUUUCCCGGACUUCAUGAUUUGCUUCAAUGGGGAGCAAAAGACAAUUGGAGCAUACAGUUUUCCGUUGUCUUUGGUCCCUACCGUGGAAAGAAUCAUCAAAGUUCAUGGUGAUGUUUCAGCUUCGAGUUCGGUGAAGAACUCGAAUAUUACGGGGAAAAUCUUUUUGUUUUUCUGUGCCACAAUCAGAGAGAUGGAAGAUCUAAAGCUCCAUGAAGUCACUGAGAAAAAGAUGCUGACAUGGAGAGAUGCCAUUAAGGAUGCUCUUCGAAUCAAUUUCAAGGUCGAGUUUGCAAUGUCCCACUUGAAGAAAAUCGCUCGAGCUUACUUUGGUGGCAUCGGAGCGCAAGUGUUGCAGACCAUCGACGACAAACUGGAUGCCUUGCAUAAGGAACGUGCCGAGGCAUUCAAGGGUUUUGAGGACUGUUUGACUAAUGUAAUGGACUUCCAUGGCCAACCUGUGAGCACUGGUUUAUUCCCCUGACUGAUCUUUCAGUACUCCCCAUGGCAACAGCAUGCUGCAUUUCUAGCUAUUUUAGGUGUUUUGGGUCGGUAACUUCUUUGAACAUUUUUUUAGUGAUUUGUGUGGUUAACGUAUAUGAGUAUUCAUGUAAGAGGUUAAGGCUGUCAUUUGGGAGUCUGAUUCGAGGCAUCUCGUCGUAUUGAAAAUGUCGUUAUAUGACUAGAUUAGUCAUAAAACGACAUUCUUAAUUUGGUUAGGUUUGGAUGCCUCGAACAAAACUCUCAAAUGGAACCAAAGUAAAACCUAUUUUUGAAUCCUAACUUAAAAAGUAUGAGUUUUUAGGUUAAGGGAUCAAGAAUACGUUUUGUACCUCAGUUGAAUGGAUUACUUGUAUUUUAUGUUUAGUAUUUGCUAGUUGAACCUGAGCUAUAUGUAAUAAUAAUGGUUUUUAAGUUUGC
This is a messenger RNA of Hibiscus syriacus, 1457 nucleotides long. RefSeq lists its product as uncharacterized. The transcript is spliced from 5 exons. NCBI's taxonomy places the organism in Eukaryota, Viridiplantae, Streptophyta, Magnoliopsida, Malvales, Malvaceae. The coding region runs from base 160 to 1020 and encodes 286 amino acids. The record is from RefSeq and is a predicted model, not a curated record.